AUGACGAUCACUUCCAUCUCCUCCAUCCUGGGAUCUCUGGGAGAGAUGGGGUCCAUCUUUGGGACCAAGUGCUGUAACUUCAUCAAGAGUAACAGGACCCGGGUCAAAGUCAAGUUUAUCAGUGGAACAUUCUUUAUCCUGGCUGGUAUCCUCCAGCUCAACACUCUCUUCUUGUGUGAGGUGUACAACUCCAUGGGAUAUUGGGAAUACGUUCUGCAGCCUGCCAGAGCCAUGAUCCCCACUGCCAUCAUACUGGUGGUUCUGGGGGUCAUGGUCUCCAUGGUCGGAGCCAAGAGCACCAACUGCAUCAAAGACAAAACAUCUCAGGCCAAGUUGAUCAUUAUCGCUGCAAUACUUUUCAUCCUGGCUGGAUUUCUCAUCCUCAUCCCUGUUUCCUUGGUAGCCAGAUCAAUUAUCAGCGACUCCUCCACGCGGAUCGAAGGAAAGCCUGAGCUGGGGAACUCACUAUACCUCGGCUGGGUGGCGGCCUCCCUGCUCCUGAUUGGAGGGGUCUUACUGUGCUGUAACUGCAUCAAGAGUAACAGGAUCAGGGUCAACAUUGUUGGAACAUUCUUCAUCCUGGCUGGUAUACUGCAGAUCACCACUGUCACGCCCUGA
This is a messenger RNA of Salvelinus namaycush (lake trout), 618 nucleotides long. Its product is annotated as claudin-4-like. Gene Ontology annotation, cellular component: bicellular tight junction; plasma membrane. The record is from RefSeq and is a predicted model, not a curated record. The transcript is spliced from 3 exons. Gene Ontology annotation, molecular function: structural molecule activity. Gene Ontology annotation, biological process: cell adhesion; bicellular tight junction assembly. NCBI's taxonomy places the organism in Eukaryota, Metazoa, Chordata, Actinopteri, Salmoniformes, Salmonidae. The coding region runs from base 1 to 618 and encodes 205 amino acids.